UGCCAUAGGGGCGGUGGGAAGACAAGGGUGGGCUGAAGGGUCCAUCUAGACCAGCUUUGCCGUCUGGGAUCCAGCUCACUUCCUACCUACGGUGACCUUGUCCUACCCCCUGCGAGCCUCACCUACAAACCUAGCUCAGCCUCACUAUGGUGGACGCUUUUGUGGGUACCUGGAAGCUAGUGGACAGCAAGAAUUUUGAUGACUACUUGAAAUCACUGGGUGUGGGCUUUGCCACCAGACAGGUGGCUAGCAUGACCAAACCUACUACCAUCAUUGAGAAGAAUGGGGAUACUAUCAUCAUAAAAACACACAGCACCUUCAAGAACACAGAAGUCAGCUUUAAACUUGGGGAAGAGUUUGAUGAGACAACAGCAGAUGACAGGAAAGUCAAGUCUAUUGUGACGUUCGAUGGAGGAAAACUUGUCCAUGUACAGAAGUGGGAUGGACAAGAGACAUCACUUGUGCGGGAGCUAAAGGAUGGGAAACUCAUCCUGACUCUCACCCAUGGCAGUGCAGUAUCCGUUCGCACCUACGAGAAAGAGGAGUGACGCAGCUGCACCAUCAGUGACUGCUCCUCUGUCAACCAGCUACCCCUCCACUCAGCACCUCGCUGCCUCAUUUUUCCCUCUGGCAUUUUGUAUAAAUCCAUUUUGGUUGGGGAAAGGUGGAAUCAAGUGGCACCAGCCUGGAUCCAGUCCCAGGUCCUAUUGUAUAUGUGGUUUGUUUUCUUAAACGGCAUCUAAAAGGUUUUUGGAGGUAAUAAAGCAGAGCAAAGGCCACCCAGGUGCCUUUUUGCCUUUGGUGACAUGAA
This is a messenger RNA of Jaculus jaculus (lesser Egyptian jerboa), 811 nucleotides long. RefSeq names its product fatty acid binding protein 3 (gene Fabp3). The record is from RefSeq and is a predicted model, not a curated record. Gene Ontology annotation, cellular component: cytosol; nucleus. Gene Ontology annotation, molecular function: fatty acid binding. NCBI's taxonomy places the organism in Eukaryota, Metazoa, Chordata, Mammalia, Rodentia, Dipodidae. The transcript is spliced from 5 exons. Bases 147 to 548 code for a protein of 133 amino acids. Gene Ontology annotation, biological process: fatty acid transport.